UUUCACCGUUUCUCGGUGCUUUGGAUAGUUUGGUGCCAAAACAACUCUAAAGUAAGGUGAGAGCUCGUGGCGAUUUACUUUUUUGGGGUACCCCCCUUCUUUACAGAUGCAGCUGUAAUGAAUGUAUGUAAAACUUGCCUUCGGAAUCAACUUAUUGUUUAGUUAAUUUCCUUCAUGUAUUUAUCGUGCGUUUUUUUCUCCCCCACAACUUAAGAAGCGCCGGACUUGAGAAUCAGAACAUGGAAAUGGUUUAAUGCUUAUGCGUUUAAUAUCUGGAGGAGAUCGCUGGGUCUAAGCUAGCUCUUGACUGCAUAUUGAUCAGCAAAGUUUAUAAAUGGAGACGGAUCCCCUGUUAGUAUCGCCGCAGAAAAAUCCAUCACCAUUCCGCGGGCUGGAUACCAGUUCAUUUUCAAACCCUGACAGUGGUUAUUAUGGGGGGACACUUCGGUCAAGGAGAUUUUCCCAUACCGCAACAGAAUCUGCAUCCUGCGACAUGAUACAACAAGAAGAUGGAGACCUCUAUAUGCAGCAAGCUACUGUGUUCAUUGAAGAUGCUGUACAGUAUCGAUCAAUAAACCAUCGCGUGGAUUCCAAAUCACUGAGACUUUAUCGCUGGUACUAUUCCAAGAUCUGCCAGUGGGGUUUGGGUGCUACCAUCUUUGUCAUUUUGGCUGUGGCGUUUAUCGAAAAGCCUUCGUCUUUGACGGCGACAUCGGACGUUCGCUACCGCAGUGCGCCCUGGGAGCCACCGUGUGGUCUGACAGAGAGCAUCGAAAUGGUCUGUUUCCUUAUCUUCGUGGCUGACGUGGCUGUAAAAAGCUAUUUAAUUGGCUGGGAGGAAUUUCAGAAGAACAAAUGGCUCAUAGCCUAUAUCUUUGUGAUUGCAUUUUCAAUGUUGGACUGGAUGGUGUCGCUUGGUCUGCACUGUGAAGAGCCUUUAAGAGUUCGAAGACUCCUUCGACCUUUCUUUCUCCUUCAAAACUCAUCACUAAUGAAGAAGACUUUAAAAUGCAUUAAAAGAUCCCUUCCUGAAAUAACAAGUGUGAUGUUGCUGUUGGCACUACACCUGUGUCUUUUUACAAUGUUUGGCAUGCUGUUGUUUGCCAGGGGAAAGGAUUCUAAUGGGAACGCAGAAUGGCAGGCUUACUUCAGAAACCUACCCGAUUCACUUACUUCGUUACUAGUGCUCCUGACAACAGCAAAUAAUCCAGAUGUGAUGAUCCCUGCAUACUCAAAGAACAGAUUCUAUUGCAUCUUCUUCAUUCUUUUCUGUGGUUUUGGAACCUACUUUUUGAUGAAUUUGCUGACUGCCAUUAUCUACAAUCAGUUCAGGGGAUAUUUGCUGAUCUCUAUUCAGACGUCCCUGCUAAGGAGACGCUUGGGGAUCAGGGCAGCGUUUGAAGUGAUGUGUUGUCAGUGCCGGUCCAUGGCAGGCAUAAAUGAGCAUGUGGAGACUGUCAACACUGAGAUGGUCCUCAAGAUUCUACAGGGGGUUCAUAUGAAGCCUUAUUAUAAAAAAGCCAUAAUCCAGAAAACUCAGCAAUACACUGAUGCUUCAAUAUCAGCCAACCAGUUUCAGAAACUUUUUGAUGAACUCGACAAGGACACAGUCAAACACCACCCUCCAAAGCCAGACUAUCAGCGUGUGUUCCUGCAGAAGCUACAGUUCAUCUUCAGCCAUCAUUACUUCAGCCUUAUGGGGAAUGUUGUCGCGUUGGCGAAUAUGGUGUGCAUUUGUGUGGCUCUGGUGAUUGACGCAGAUAAGGCCGUUUCAGAACACGAUGAUUACUUUCUGGGGGUGAUUAACUGCGUCUUCAUUGUGUACUACCUGCUCGAAAUGAUCCUGAAGAUGUUUGCUUUGGGCUUCAAAGGCUACUUGUCUCACAGGAGUAAUAUAUUUGAUGGAUUUGUGACCGUCCUUUUACUGGGUCUGCAGAUCACCAUUUUUGCUACGUACAGUUUCCCACAUCGUCGGUGGGACCCGGAUGUGAAGGCAUUGAUGUCUCUGUGGGAGAUGGUCCGGUUGGUGAACAUGCUGAUUGUGUUCAGAUUCCUGCGGAUUAUCCCAAACAUCAAGCUGAUGGCUCUGGUGGCCAGCACUCUGCUUGAUCUGGUAAAGAAUCUCAGAGCCUUUGCUGGAAUCCUGGUGGUUGUGUACUACGUCUUUGCAGUGCUUGGUGUCAUGCUGUUUGAAGGUGCUAUUACAGCUCCUGGGAAUAUGAGUGUGGUUGUCAACGCUAGUGCCCCGAAUGCUACAGUAAACUACAGUGCAACAUGUGGCACUUACGAGCAGCUCGAGUACUGGCCAAACAACUUUGAUGACUUUGCGGCAGCUCUGGUUCUUUUGUACAAUAUCAUGGUGGUGAACAACUGGCAGGCCUUCAUGGAUGCCUAUGCCAGGUACUCAACCCCGUGGUCGAAGCUGUACUUUGUGGCCUGGUGGUUAACCUCCUCGGUCAUGUGGGUCAACCUGUUUGUUGCUUUAAUUCUGGAGAACUUCAUCCACAAGUGGGAUAGAAGCCAUCACUGUUCCAUCUCCGAUGAAGAUCAAGCAGAGUGUCAGUUGACGGUGCAGUCAAUGUUCAGUAAGUUUUUAAAGGAACCAACAGAAGAGGAACUUCUUUCAAUACUGGAGCAGCACCCUCACUUGAACAUCAAGCACUGAUCACAGUAACACCGAGAGAGUUCAGCAGUGUCCCAAACUGGGUCUCUCUCAGUAUUGCUGAUGAUUUUUAUUGAUUUUGAGUGGCUUUUGUUUUGACUGUGUUUUUUUUAUUUUAUUUUUUUUAAAAUUUUAAUAAUGUAUUUAAAUUUGUUUUUAUUUUUUAAACCAGGAUCAUUUUACAAAGUUAAGCAUUUUUUAAGAAAUGUUUAGAAACAUAAUUAGAUUUGUGAAUAACCUAGUUAUAGAAUCUUUACAGAAUCAAUAGGGUUACUGACUCCUGAAAUAUUGCAGAUGCAUGCCAGUUAACUACUGGUACAGUAUUUUAGAUUGAAUUAUAUAGACUAUAAUGGUGCAGCACACUACUCUAGUUACCAUUAACUGUGCCACUUGUCUACAAAGACCACUCUGCUGAAUCCCUGUGUAUAGAUUUAUUCUGUUGAAUCAUAAAGGCACCAUUGAUAGAUCAAGGUUGUAUGUUUGUACAGCUAGGUUUUACAAAAAGAAGUGGUAAAAUGUUUUCUGUCCCCUUUUGAAGGAGAUGCACCCGCUGUUCAAAGUGUGUUAAUGAUUUGAGACGAGGCUGUAGUUCCUGGCAACUUCUUCUGGCACAAAGUUGUCAAAUUGAGUGGCUUGGAUUUGCAGAAUAGGGAUGUGACAGUGAGGGCUGAGCUGGGAAUCAAAAGACAAUAAACUUCUAUCUGAGACGAGAACCUUGCACUGUAAUAAAUGCACCUGGGUGGAUGUUGCUGCUGUCUGUAACACUAAGGUUCUUUUUUCAUUUUAAUUUUGUAGUCUGAAAAUAUCUGUUGCUUUAGACUGUGUGCCUUUUAAAAGCAUGUAUAUUAUUUAACCCUAACCCUUACAUGUAUUAUUAACCAUAGCACUCAUUGGGAAAAUGACUAAGAAGCAUCAGGUUUUCAGAUGCUACUCUUAUGAUACACAUCUGGUUUGUUGUCAUUCUUUAACAGGUUAACAAUGUCUGUGCCGCUAAAACUUUACCCCAUGUCAGGGGUGCACAAAUCUGGCCCUUGUGUUUCUAGGUAUCAUUCUGUAAUGAACUCCAUUAAGACCUGGAAAGAGGUUAAAUUAAGCAAUGUGUGGUACAGGUAGAACAAAGAACCCGAGGAACGGAAUUGCACAGCCCUGCAUGUAUUCCUGGCAGCGUGGGAGUGCGGCGGCUUUGUCUCCCUCUGCUGACAGAAUGUGGUGUUUUUGUAAUUAGUUCAAAUCCAUGUUUUCACUCCUUUCUCAUUCUGGUAUUCCAGAUAAGCCGGGGGGGCGGGUUUGUUUUGAAAUGCGAUGUCUCACUGUACAUAUAAUCAUACUACAGGUUGUAAAAACAGACUGAACAUUUUAAUUAACUGAGUUAGAGUUUUAGUAGGCCCCCAAUAUUUGUACGGAACCAGAGUGCGCGCACACACAUUUCUGUUGCCUCUGGGUUCACAACUGCCUUCUUUAUUUUGACUAGCUACAGGACUUUAAGCAUAGACAUUACUCUGGGCAGGUUUGGUAGACAUAUUGCAAUUAGACCAUAUCUUGUAAUACAUUCACAAAACAUUUCUGGUAUGGGAACCUGGGAAGUACCCAGUAUUCUUGACAGCAUGCUAAAUAACUGCAAAGACUGUGAUAGCUGGAGGUUUUCUUUCUCUAUUUCCCUCGAGAAAAUACAGAACUUCUUAGUAACUCAUCUUGUGACCUCUUAUGCUUCAUUAAAAUUGUGGCUGUUUUUAAAUCAUUUGACUUGCAUCACAAGUAUGUUUCUCAAAUCCCCAUUGUAAUUGUGUUCUCCUUUUGUAAUUUUAAAAUCUGAAAAGUAAGCUGCAAUUUUGCAUCGUAUAUGCAGUGGUUUAUUAACAUAUAUUAUUCUUUAGAAUUGUUAAGUAAUUUUAAAUCUAUUUUAAGUCACAUUUUCUGAACUUUCUUGUACGUUUUGAAGAAUGCACUUUAAUACAAUUUGAUUUGCAGCUUUAUGUAUUAUCAUAUUUGUUGAAUGUUGAACUAUAGUCUCAGAAAGGUGCCAUUUAAUAAAAAGUAAAUAAACAUGCUGUCACUGUGUUUAUUGACUGUAAUCUGCUCGGUGAACAUACAGUGCAUGUUAAAUAUGUUCUGUAAAAUAUCAUGUGUGCUUUACUUUUAUAAAUGUGAUUCAAUAAAAAGUA
Messenger RNA from Polyodon spathula (Mississippi paddlefish), 4824 nucleotides. Its product is annotated as two pore calcium channel protein 2-like. Bases 335 to 2665 code for a protein of 776 amino acids. The transcript is spliced from 25 exons. Gene Ontology annotation, cellular component: lysosomal membrane. NCBI's taxonomy places the organism in Eukaryota, Metazoa, Chordata, Actinopteri, Acipenseriformes, Polyodontidae. Gene Ontology annotation, biological process: monoatomic ion transport; transmembrane transport. The record is from RefSeq and is a predicted model, not a curated record. Gene Ontology annotation, molecular function: monoatomic ion channel activity; voltage-gated channel activity.